AUGGAGGUGCUCGGGAGGAUUCAACACACUAAUCUGGUGCCCAUCCCGGCAUACUACUAUUCGAAAGACGAGAAGCUUCUGGUGCUGGACUACAUGCAGGCAGGAAACUUGCCCUCUCUGCUGCAGGCAGACAUCCCCUCGUCUCCUGAAACCUUGAAGGCUGAAGCAGAGCUGUGGAGUAACAAACUUAGAAUCACCAAUCUUGUCAGCCUAAUUCUCAGGCCCCCUUUGCCUUUUUCUAGCUUGAUUUCUGCUUGCCCUUUGCCUGCCAUGACCAUGUUCCAAUCUUUCGUCCUAUCUCCCAAGUCUGUCUGGAUUUGCUGGGCAGAAGAUCCCCAAUAUUGGAGGGUGUCCCCUAUGCUGAAUUCACGGUUUUCACAGAAAGCAGAGCUCUUAGACGUCUGCUGGCUGCAGAUCCGGGGCACAUUUGAUACAGCAAUUCUCGACAAAGACACCACAUAUGCAGUCCUGUAUUUCUUCAAACACAAUGAUCCAGCAACAGGUCUGGAAAGCCCAGCAGAGGUUUCUCUCUCACAGAAAGAUGGGAGCAUAAUCUGCAGCCGGAAGGUGCAUCUGAACCCCGGCAGCCCCGACCUGAUAAAACAAGAAGGAGAGGAAUGGCUGGCAGUUGAGGUGGGCAAGUUUCAGCCGGCCAAAGUUAGUCGCGAGAUCACUGCUAAUCUGCUGGACGGCACCACUCACUGGAAGACUGGCCUCGUGUUUGCUGGGGUGGAGAUUCGUGGUGUCUCCGCUUGAUGUUUAUAAGAACGAUAACACAACUUUGGAUCGGAGGUCCUACAGCGUCCGUUUGCUUUCACGUGUCGAUCUAUAUUGUCGUGCUGUGUUUGUAUGAUGGUAAUAAAGUGGGGAUGUGUAGACCCACAUUGUAUUAGAUUUGUGUAUUUUAGAUGGCUGUGGAUUCCAAAAUCACCAGGUCCAACAAACAUGAAUUUGGGUCCUAGACCAACUGGUACUG
Molecule: messenger RNA, 976 nt
Organism: Nymphaea colorata (pocket water lily)
Lineage: Eukaryota; Viridiplantae; Streptophyta; Magnoliopsida; Nymphaeales; Nymphaeaceae
Product: putative F-box protein PP2-B12
Exons: 3
Coding region: 1-756 (251 amino acids)
Source: RefSeq, a predicted model, not a curated record